Messenger RNA from Funneliformis geosporum, 146 nucleotides. The record is from the annotation of a GenBank genome assembly. Lineage: Eukaryota; Fungi; Glomeromycota; Glomeromycetes; Glomerales; Glomeraceae.
AUGGACCACCAAGAAAAAAGCAGAGAAAAAUUCAUCGUGAAACCAAAUCUGAAGAAAAAAGACUCUUAGAACCAUUGAUAACUUGUUCUGAAUAUCUAACUAGUAAACAAUUGGAUCAAGUUAAAGAAGCAUUAGGGGACGAAUAG